Messenger RNA from Alternaria burnsii, 159 nucleotides. RefSeq lists its product as uncharacterized. The record is from RefSeq and is a predicted model, not a curated record. Bases 1 to 159 code for a protein of 52 amino acids. Lineage: Eukaryota; Fungi; Ascomycota; Dothideomycetes; Pleosporales; Pleosporaceae. The transcript has a single exon.
AUGGAAAGCACCGUUCUGACAAUCGUAGCCUCUGGCAACGGCGUAAAUUCGAAUACUAUCGUCGGCAUGGUCUACGGAGCACUUAUGCUUGCGAUCGCAUGCACUCAACUUUUCUUGGAUUAUCAAAGAUCUCGCUCAACUCGUGGCAAUGGUCAGUGA